UAAGAUGGCGGCGGCGUUGGUGGCGGCGGUGGACGGGGCGGCUGGGCCUGGAACUGGCGGAGCAGCCGCUGGCAAAAGGAUGACCCAAGACGGGAAGCGGGCCGCCGAGCCUCGCCGGCUCCCGUGCUUGUAACUGCCCCGGCUGGACACCCCCCCUUGACCUAUCCGUCCUUCAGUGAACCUCCAGACCUAUUUUCUCAGGAGCUCAGCCUGGCCUUACUUCAGUGAUAAAAGGCGGAAAGUUGAGACUGGCUACAGCAAACAUCAUUUAAGAUGUCCAGCAAAGGGAGCAGCACAGAUGGCAAAACAGACUUAGCUAAUGGAAGCCUGUCUAGCAGUCCAGAAGAGAUGUCUGGAGCGGAAGAAGGAAGGGAGACAUCCUCAGGCAUUGAAGUGGAGGCCUCAGACCUGAGUUUGAGUUUGACUGUGGAUGAUGGUGGUCCUACUCGGACCAGCACAGAAAGUCGAGGCACAGAUACAGAGAGCUCAGGUGAAGAAAAAGACUCUGACAGCAUGGAGGACACUGGCCAUUACUCCAUCAAUGAUGAAAACCGAGUUCAUGACCGUUCAGAGGAAGAGGAAGAGGAGGAGGAAGAGGAAGAAGAAGAAGAAGAGCAGCCUCGGCGCCGUGUACAGCGCAAGCGAGCCAGCCGUGACCAGGACUCAUCAGAUGAUGAACGGGCCCUAGAGGACUGGGUGUCUUCAGAGACAACAGCCCUACCCCGACCUCGCUGGCAAGCCCUUCCUGCCCUUCGGGAGCGAGAACUGGGUUCAAGUGCCCGGUUUGUGUAUGAGGCCUGUGGGGCAAGAGUAUUUGUACAGCGUUUCCGCCUGCAACAUGGGCUUGAGGGCCAUACCGGUUGUGUCAAUACCCUGCACUUUAACCAGCGUGGCACCUGGCUGGCCAGUGGCAGUGAUGACCUGAAGGUGGUGGUGUGGGAUUGGGUUCGGCGGCAGCCAGUACUUGACUUUGAGAGUGGCCACAAAAGUAAUGUCUUCCAGGCCAAGUUCCUUCCUAACAGUGGUGAUUCCACCCUGGCCAUGUGUGCCCGUGAUGGGCAGGUUCGGGUAGCAGAACUGUCUGCCACACAGUGCUGCAAGAAUACAAAGCGUGUGGCCCAGCACAAAGGAGCUUCUCACAAGUUGGCCCUGGAACCAGACUCUCCCUGUACGUUCCUAUCUGCAGGUGAAGAUGCAGUUGUUUUCACAAUUGACCUAAGACAAGACCGGCCAGCUUCGAAACUGGUAGUAACAAAAGAAAAAGAGAAGAAAGUGGGACUAUACACAAUCUAUGUGAAUCCUGCCAAUACCCACCAGUUUGCAGUGGGUGGACGAGAUCAAUUUGUGAGGAUUUAUGACCAGAGGAAGAUUGAUGAAAAUGAGAACAAUGGAGUACUCAAGAAAUUCUGUCCUCAUCACCUGGUGAACAGUGAGUCCAAAGCAAACAUCACCUGUCUUGUGUACAGCCACGACGGCACAGAGCUCCUGGCCAGUUACAAUGAUGAAGACAUUUACCUCUUCAACUCCUCUCACAGUGAUGGGGCUCAGUAUGUUAAGAGAUAUAAGGGUCACAGAAAUAAUGCCACAGUAAAAGGUGUCAAUUUCUAUGGCCCCAAGAGUGAGUUUGUGGUGAGCGGUAGUGACUGUGGGCACAUUUUCCUCUGGGAGAAAUCAUCCUGCCAGAUCAUUCAGUUCAUGGAGGGAGACAAGGGAGGUGUGGUAAACUGUCUUGAGCCCCACCCUCACUUGCCUGUGCUGGCAACCAGUGGCCUAGACCAUGAUGUGAAGAUCUGGGCACCCACAGCUGAAGCCUCCACUGAGCUGACAGGGUUAAAAGAUGUGAUUAAGAAGAACAAGCGAGAGCGUGAUGAAGAUAGCUUGCAUCACACUGACCUAUUCGAUAGCCACAUGCUUUGGUUCCUUAUGCAUCAUCUGAGACAGAGACGCCAUCACCGGCGUUGGCGAGAACCUGGGGUUGGGGCUACGGAUGCGGACUCUGAUGAGUCUCCCAGCUCCUCAGACACAUCGGACGAGGAGGAGGGCCCUGACCGGGUGCAGUGCAUGCCAUCCUGAGGCCCCAUACUUAGGAGGGGCAGGCUCGGGCUGCCAACCCAAUCUUGCCUGGGCAACUCUUUCCUGCCUCAGGCCCUUACAUUCAGCAGAAAUGCACUUUGGACUUUUUGUUUAGAUGAAAGCUAUCUCAGAAGGAGAACAGACCAGUGGGGAACAAAUCAACAGAGAGCCCCUAGAAGUGGGAGUUGAGCCCUGGAAUAGGAUUCCAUGGAGAGGUGCAAAGGACUCAUCAGAAAUGGCCUCCCUCUGAAGCCUUUUUCCCAGGGUGAGGGGGAACCUGUUUUGUUAACUGGUUUAGGAUAGGAAUGGGGCUUCUUUUUCUUUAAUCUUCCCUUGUUUCUUUUGCGGGGGUGGGUGGGGGGAACAACUGGCUGUUCAGUACCAAGGGGGCAAGAGUGGAGGAUAGGAAUGCCACUCUCUCUUUGGCUUAGGUUUUUUGACCUUUUUUUUCUUUGUUUUUUAAGAAGUCUAUGACAGUUUCAUUGUUUUUUCCCCAAGCAACCCUAUCCCAAGAUUCUGUUUUUCUGGGAAGUCCUUAGAGCCCCUAACCAUCCCACACUUCACUUUCCACCUCAUUCUCUGUAGUUAUCACAGUGUUUUGCACUUGAUUAUGUAUCCUUCACUCUCCUCUCUUCAUCCCAUUAUCCCCUAAGUGGGUCUGGUGAGGGAGGUUCAGGAGAGGUGGGAGGAGGGGCAGAGGUGGAGAAAGAAUAAGAAGGAUGUUACCUCUUCUGUUAUUUUAUUUUAUUUUUUUGGUGGCAGCAAUCUCUCUGUCCCUAUCACUGUUAAGAGGCCUAAUUUUAUAUCUAUAAAUAUAUUAAAAAGCAAGUCAAACUUGGAUGUAUCAAGUUAAAAUUAUUGUCAAAGUUUAAAUACCUAUAUAUUCUUUAUGAAUGCAAUAAAGGGACUUAAAGGAA
Dipodomys spectabilis (banner-tailed kangaroo rat) is the source of this 2990-nucleotide messenger RNA. It is a transcript of the gene Dcaf8, whose product is annotated as DDB1 and CUL4 associated factor 8. The coding region runs from base 274 to 2073 and encodes 599 amino acids. The record is from RefSeq and is a predicted model, not a curated record. Gene Ontology annotation, molecular function: protein binding. Lineage: Eukaryota; Metazoa; Chordata; Mammalia; Rodentia; Heteromyidae. The transcript has 14 exons. Gene Ontology annotation, cellular component: cytoplasm; Cul4-RING E3 ubiquitin ligase complex.